CACGGAGUGAUUUAGUGUCAUUUAUAUCAGUUUGAGAAUCCUCUUGAAGGAUAGGCGUUGUCAAACAGCUUAGAAGUAUUAUAGGUCAUUGUGUGAGAAAGAAUUUUAGGUAAUGGGAAGGGUCUCUCUUCCACCUUACCUGUCCCUGCUACCAGAGGAGUGUAGUGUAGUAUUGGUGGGGCUGUCUAGUGACCAAGUAAGUCCCUGUGUGUGAUGAGGGACUGUGUUGGAGUGUCUAGAGAAGUAGAUUGGUUGUGUUAGAUAGACUUUUUUUUUUAGGUUCCUGGAGAAGAGAGAUAGCUUCAGGCAGGGGACUUUAGUAGGAGACACAGGCUGUUGUACAGGUAUUUUUGCUUGUUAAGUGUUCAUUAACUUGGGAACCUAGUAUUUUCCAGGCUAGAGGGAGGAUAUGAAGUAGUCCUCAUGGAGAGCUAGAAUCACUUGGAGUACUGCCUAAGCCCUGGUGGUCCACCCACCUUUGUGACCUCGUGUAAACAGGAGGGUCUGUUUGGAUAGAUUUGUCACCAUUCCGUGUGCAUUUACCCCUGUCAGGCCAGGUUUGAGCCUAGGUGUCCACUAGUUCAUGGCUGCCUUAGGCUGGAACACCCAUUCCUGAUUUAGCCUCACACAACUGGAAUUGCAGGGUCAUCUUCACUGAUUGACAUGGGCAACUUUAAGCUGGAAGAACCUCUUGGGGCACUUUCCCUGGGGGAAGGAUGGUCCAGCAAGACUAUGAAUCUCUGUUCCAAAUGCUUUGCUGAUUUUCAAAAGAAACAACCAGACGAUGAUUCUGCUCCAAGUACAAGUAACAGCCAAUCAGAUUUGUUUUCCGAAGAGACCACCAGUGACAACAACAAUACCUCUAUAACCACGCCAACUCUUAGUCCCAGCCAGCAGCCGCUUCCGACAGAAUUGAAUGUAACUUCACCAAGUAAAGAGGAGUGUGGGCCAUGCACAGACACAGCUCAUGUCUCGUUAAUCACACCAACCAAAAGAUCCUGUGGUACAGAUUCACAGUCUGAGAAUGAGGCUUCACCAGUGAAACGGGCACGACUACUGGAGAAUACCGAACGACCUGAGGAAACCAGCCGAUCUAAACAGAAGAGUCGACGUCGGUGCUUCCAGUGCCAAACCAAACUGGAGCUGGUGCAGCAGGAAUUGGGAUCCUGCCGCUGCGGUUAUGUGUUCUGUAUGUUACAUCGCCUCCCCGAGCAGCAUGACUGUACGUUCGACCACAUGGGCCGCGGCCGAGAGGAAGCCAUCAUGAAAAUGGUGAAACUGGACCGGAAAGUGGGGCGCUCCUGCCAGCGCAUUGGGGAGGGGUGCUCCUGAAGGCCAGGCACGGCCGCCACAUGACGCUGUUCUUAGUUCACUAAUGUUAGCCUUAUUUAGGACAAAGUCAGCCAGACACCUUGUACUGGGCACGCGUCAGACUACAGCCAGUCCGUUUCCUUUCUUUAGCCAGCCGUCCUGGUACUGUAGUUUAGGGGUUGAUGGUGGUUGAAAUUGAUUUCUGGCUGGUUACUAAGGUGCCUGCUAGCCAUUGUAUAAAAUUAAAACAUGAAGAAUAUUUUUUUUUGAGCAUGGCUAGUGGAUUUAAAACAACACAUACCUGUCACUGCUGGAGUCAAACUUAUAAAAAGCCUUAAGCGGAAAGUGUUCCAGAUGGAGACUCUGAGUUAAUAGAGGAGUAGAAGCUGGUGUUAAAGUUCCCAUGACGCACAUGGCUUUGCCAGAAACUCUGGUUAAUGUUCGGCCUUUCACCUCUUCACUUAUCCUUAGUCCCAGUAGCCAGGAUACCUGAUGGCCACGCGUGCCUUGGCCACAGGAGGCUUUUGAGACUGGCCAUGUGGCUGGGCUGGGUGGUGGCUUCGCUCUCCCACAAAGCUGGAAAUGGGGGUGGGGUGGUAGGUUCUUAGGAAAAUUUUUUUACCUGACUUGCUAUGAAAAAAACUCUCUCAGCACACGAGAAGAGAAACAAUAACCUCACUUUGAAAAUUAGCUCCACUCAAGACUAGUCCAUGUACGAGACCCAUCUUUUCUAUAUAGGACCCACGGUCAUGAGAAGCUCCAGGGGUGCACCCUGACCCCACUGGCUCUGGUUUGCCAUUUGCCAAGUGCAGGGAUCUGGCAAUUGAUCAAAUAAGGCUAAUUACAGCACAGCAGCUGCGGCUGGGAUCUACGGACUGGCCUCUGCAGCUAGAUUUCUAUAUUGGGAGUUUUUAAAAAGACAUUUCAUAGCCAACGGGAAUCAGUAGAAGGGCUGGGGGGAAGCAUGUGGGAUGCUGCCGCCCACAACCUCUGCCCCCUCCAGUGGCCGCAUGCCCAGCCCUUUCGGGGCCAAGAAGAUGAUGCCAUGACCCAGCCCCUUGGUCUGUGCAGCUCCACAGUCCAGGGGACGACCUCUACCACAUAGCAAGUUUAGGAAGGGGAGGCAGUCUGUGUGACAGGGGCAGCGGGGUGAUCUGUCUAGAACAGUGGUUCGUGACCAUGGCCCAGUUCUGAGUGAGACAUUUGCUCUGCACUGGGGGUGGGAGGCCAUAUUUCUCAGCCCGUGCCUCUUCCUGCAGGUAGAGAGGAGUCGGUAGCCGUGGUAGCUCAGGCCAGGUGGGGAGGGUGGAUAUGGGCCUGUUUGCCCGAGUUAGGGAAUCAUCACCGAUCUGGUGGGGGUGGGGAGGGGAGACAGGAUUAAGAUUCUCUGGAAGGCCUGAACAGGGUGGAAUGGGCCGGAGACCCCGUCUGGUCCGGGCUGGUGAGAGUCCCAGGCUCCUGCAGAGGUGGCUUGGAUCUGCCCACACACAGGCUCCUGGAAUAGCUUAACCCAGCAAACUUUCCCUUUUAUACCACGACCAACAGUUCGACUCUGCAGUUCACAGCCAAACACCUGCAACUACAAAUGUUUUUUGAUCCGGAAUACUGAAAUAGGAAAUCAUGCUCUUACCAACCUCUUCCUCCCAUCCCACCCCCACCAGAGUGGAAUCCGCUGCAAAAUCUCCAGCCUUAUUCUUGCUUCAGGACCCAGACCGGUGUCUUGCUCCAGGGCAGCCCAGGGCAGAGGGGCCGGGUCUGCCUGCGUUUACCACUGUUGUCAAGCCACGGCCCUCUGGCCAGUACAUGGCCAUCCUCAGUGAGGCGGCCCGCCUAGGCCCCCGCCAAGCUCUGAUCCUGAAGAGGGACCCCCCCACCCCCCCGCUCUCUUCUGGCCCUCCUCAGGCCCCACCGCUGCUGCUUUGAGGCAGGGAUGGGAGCAGGCUCUCCAGGGAGCCCAGUGGCACACAGGGCUCGCAGCCCAUGUUCACUUCCUGAUGGUAGAGCUGGGGGUGGGGGGAGGGCUUGUUCCCCUGCAGUAUCUGUUCUGUGAAGUUUGUUAAAUGUAAGGAAAGCUUAAAUUCUUGUAUCUUUAAAAGAGAAGAUCUUAUUUAACCCUUUUGUGUUUUAGAUUUACUUACACACAUAGCCUAGAGCUCAGUUUUAGUUUUAACAUUGUGAAAAUAUUAAAAGAAUCUUGUAACUUUAUUCUUUUUUCUCCUGCUGAAAAAAAAAUUAAACCAAUCGUA
Molecule: messenger RNA, 3557 nt
Organism: Mustela erminea (ermine)
Lineage: Eukaryota; Metazoa; Chordata; Mammalia; Carnivora; Mustelidae
Gene: ZFAND3
Product: zinc finger AN1-type containing 3
Exons: 6
Coding region: 664-1332 (222 amino acids)
Molecular function (GO): zinc ion binding; DNA binding
Source: RefSeq, a predicted model, not a curated record